CCAAAGAACAUUUUCACCCUUGUCACCUAGCAGCAAUGAUGACUAAGCCCAAACACACACAAACUCUUUCAAAAUUGGUUUGCCAUUUCCCUUGCUCCAACAAUUGGUCCUGUUCCCACUGCCACUGGUUCUUCUCCAGUCGUUUCCCUCCAGAAAACACAAAGUAUCCUUCCAUAGCACCACUUGUGUUGAUUCCUGGGAAGCAUCCAUUCUUGACCACUCUAGGUAUCAUCGCUGCAAGCGUCCAGCUAUAUAGAUCCCUGAUCCAAACUUGCCCAUGAGCAGAGGGGCUUCCAUGAAUGCGAUCAGCCUUGACGACUGGGAGUUCCUGCCUGACCACAAGAGCUCCUACUUCUUCUUGGAAGAGGACUGGAGCAAUGGCGGGCAUGGUGCUGUCGGCGGUAAGGACCAGCUCUUGCUCGGCGCCGAGCUGGUCGUGAUCGACAUGGACCACUUCGCCGCUGCAUCUCACCCUCCUCCCUACGAUUGCAUCCCAGAUGAGGGGGAGGAGGACAAGGAACCCGUCCUCCUGCUACCAUCACAGGAUGCCUGUGUCCAUGAUCCGGCCACCGAGGACAUCUUCGUCGUGCCGGGCGAGCCGAAGCAAGAGGAGCUCGUGAGCAAGGUAACAGAGAUACUGAUCUGUGAAGAGGAAGAUCAUAACGAGAUGGUCAGAUCUCCAUCUGGUGUCAGGGAGGCUGAUCAGGAAGAGGUGCUGGUUGAAGCUGUUGCACCUGAUGAUCAGUGUGCUCAGGAGGAAGAAGGCGUCAACAAAACUGGCCUCAGCGUGGGGAACCUGAGGGUGAAUGGUGUCGGCGCGCUCUGCUCGUUUGGGGUUGCAGCAGCCACGUUCUUCAUCUUCCUGCUUGGAGGCAAGCUGCAGCUGCAGCAGCAGAAGCGGCAGGAUCACAAGAUCCACCGCCAGAUGUAUGCCGGCGACGAGAGGAUUCAGCAGGCUGUGCAGCAGGCAUCCAGACUGAACCAGACCAUGUCGUCGGUCAUGGGAGGCGCAUCAUCGGCACGGGCAAGCAUAUCAUUUGGCGGGUACUAUCAGGGGUUCUGAUGCGUCAGUCAGAACUUGGGAUUUCAUGCGCUAUUAGUACUAGAUCAUCCUGUAAUUUAUUGCUUUGUUUGUGCAUUCUUUAUAUUGGCCAGGGCUCUCAGGUGCCAGUGACCUGUGUGUACACUAUCAUUCUCAUGCACCAUGUACAUACAUGUACUGCUCCGGCUACUAGAUGUGAAUACUUGUAUCUGUGAUCAUGGUUCUUGGCUGUGCAUGACCGUUCACUGAA
This is a messenger RNA of Panicum virgatum (switchgrass), 1292 nucleotides long. RefSeq lists its product as uncharacterized. The record is from RefSeq and is a predicted model, not a curated record. The transcript has 2 exons. NCBI's taxonomy places the organism in Eukaryota, Viridiplantae, Streptophyta, Magnoliopsida, Poales, Poaceae. The coding region runs from base 278 to 1063 and encodes 261 amino acids.